AUGAAUACAGUCCAGCCGCAGACAACAACUCAAUCCGAAGGGGCUUCUGAGAACAGUGAUGAACUGUCAGGGAAGAACCCACUGUCUCCUAAGGCUGAAAGCAUCUUAAGGAUUUUGGAAAACUGCAUUUGUCAAGUUGAGCUUACGGCAGCCUUUCCUGCCCUUCUCAAGCUGAACAAUGAGGGCGGUGUUGCAGAUAAUAAGUUAAGCAGGGCACUUACAGAACAUCAAGUUUUAACAGAAAAAGUGGAGGCAUUAGAAACUCUGGGGCAGGAGUCGGAUGGAAAACAAGAUGGAAAUGAUAAUAAAGAAAAAGCGGAGCUGGUAAGGGACUUCAAGAACUCUGUCAGGAACGUGCUCAGGAUUGCCAAAGAAAAUCCAGAUGUCAUCAAUGAUCUGAAGGCAAAGCAAAAUAUAGAAGCAGGGGAGAGUGAGUCCAUGCUGAUCAGUGAGCUAAAGAAGUUUCACACUCAUAUGGUGGAAAAGAUGAAAACCAGGGAGCAUGAGGAGCAAGAGCAGACCCACUACAAUCCAGCUGAUGUAAUGAUUUCUCAGAAAAAGACUGAGGUAGAAGAUUUACAUCAGUCUAUAGAGGAAAUGGACAGAGAAUAUGAGGCCUUGUCAAUUUUUAAGCCACUACCGCCAACUGUAAAGACAGAGAAGAUGAUCCGUUUAGAACAGGAAAUGGAUCAAGUGAAUGCACAGCUGAGAAGCUUAAAGAUGGAACACAGACGGGUAGAGAGAGCGAUCCAAGAGAAAAAUGAGAGAUUGGAAGCAGAAAUUGAACUGCUGAUUCAAGCUUUUGAUGCUGAUAUGGAAGAACUCCAGGCCAAGCUGGAUUCAUUUGAAAAAGAUUAUGAGAAGGAUCAAGAGGAGAUGAGGAUGCUGGAAGGGCCCUUUUCUGUUCUAGAGGUGGAGUAUAACCAGGUCAUAGAGAGAAAACAGCUUGAAGAAGAGAAGAGGAAACAGGAGAUGAGGGAUCUAGAGCUGAAGACCAAAGCGGCUAUUUAUGCCCAGGCGUGGUGGAGAGGCUACAAGACUCGCCAGGCGCUGAGGAGCAAGAGCAAGAGUAAGAAGACCAAAAAGGGCAAAGGCAAAAAGACCAAAUAA
Molecule: messenger RNA, 1110 nt
Organism: Cheilinus undulatus (humphead wrasse)
Lineage: Eukaryota; Metazoa; Chordata; Actinopteri; Labriformes; Labridae
Gene: drc10
Product: IQ motif containing D
Exons: 4
Coding region: 1-1110 (369 amino acids)
Molecular function (GO): protein binding
Source: RefSeq, a predicted model, not a curated record